AUGGACGCCAUAGCGACGGCGGCCGGGGUGAUCCGAAUCGCAGCAGCCAUGUCCGCCGGGCACAUGUGCUGCGAUUUGUUCGUGGCUGUUCGACAGAUGCAGGAGACGCUGGCGGGGUUCUGUCUCGGCAUCCUGCUGCCGAUUGUCGUCGCUACAAUGGCGGCGAUGCGGUUCAAGCGCAGUUUGGCAGAGGCGGGCGUAGACAGUGUGGCGGCACCACUGUGCUUGUUUGCCACGGCGGUGCCGCUGCACAUUGUCGCGGUGCAUGUUGCGGCGCUGGACGUCGUGGCUGGACGCGGAUGGGCGCGGUUGCGGUUGCCGUUGCAGUUGGCGGGAGGCACCACGUGGUCGACCAAGCCACCGAUCCACCAUACCUAA
Cutaneotrichosporon cavernicola is the source of this 378-nucleotide messenger RNA. RefSeq lists its product as uncharacterized. The coding region runs from base 1 to 378 and encodes 125 amino acids. The record is from RefSeq and is a predicted model, not a curated record. The transcript has a single exon. NCBI's taxonomy places the organism in Eukaryota, Fungi, Basidiomycota, Tremellomycetes, Trichosporonales, Trichosporonaceae.